Ruditapes philippinarum (Manila clam) is the source of this 2039-nucleotide messenger RNA. RefSeq names its product multiple epidermal growth factor-like domains protein 10. Lineage: Eukaryota; Metazoa; Mollusca; Bivalvia; Venerida; Veneridae. Gene Ontology annotation, biological process: protein dephosphorylation. The annotation marks the transcript as partial. Gene Ontology annotation, molecular function: protein tyrosine phosphatase activity; scavenger receptor activity. The transcript is spliced from 16 exons. The record is from RefSeq and is a predicted model, not a curated record.
UGUGUAGCUAUUGGUAUUUUGGAAAACUUUGUCAAAAUCAAUGCAACGACAACUGUGUAAGGUCGUCUGGGGCGAAAGUACUAUGCAAUCACGUGAACGGCACAUGCUUAUAUGGUUGCAAAGCAGGAUAUCAAGGAUCCCAUUGUGACAUAAAGUGUAAUAAUGGAUCUUUUGGCAAAGACUGUCAGAAUAAAUGCGACAGCAACUGUUUAAGGUCAGGGGUGAAUGCCAUAUGCGAUAACGUGAACGGCACAUGCCUAAAUGGUUGCAAAGAUGGAUAUCAAGGAUCCCAUUGUAAUAAAAAGUGCAGCUAUUGGUUUUUUGGAAAACUCUGUAAUAAUCAAUGCAACAUCAACUGUGUACGAUCUGGGGCAAAGGCACUAUGCAAUCACGUGAACGGCACAUGCUUAUAUGGUUGCAUAGCAGGAUAUCAAGGAUCCCAUUGUGACAUAAAGUGUGAUAAUGGAUCUUUUGGUAAAGACUGUCAGAAUAAAUGCAACAGCAACUGUUUAAGGUCAGGGGUGAAUGCCAUAUGCGAUAACGUGAACGGCACAUGCUUAAAUGGUUGCAAAGAUGGAUAUCAAGGAUCCAAUUGUAAUAUAAAGUGUGAAAACGGAUUUUUUGGCAAAGACUGUCAGAAUAAAUGCAACAGCAACUGUUUAAGGUCAGGGGUGAAUGCCAUAUGCGAUAACGUGAACGGCACAUGCAUUUAUGGUUGCAAAGCUGGAUUUCAAAGAUCCCAUUGUGACAAAAAAUGUGACGAUGGUAAAUGGGGCAUAAACUGUACAAAUGAUUGUGGGAAAUGUUUAACUACACCAUGUUACCAUGUGAAUGGAUAUUGCCAAGAUGGAUGUGCUGCUGGUUAUAAGAAGACAAGGGAUUGCCACACUGAAUGUGACACUGGGACAUAUGGCAAAGAAUGUAAAAUCCGUUGCAGUAAUAAUUGUGUCGAUGCAUGUGAUAAAAAAACAGGAGUGUGUUCUGAUUGCAAAACUGGCUGGAAAGGAGACAGAUGCACUGAAGAAUGUGACACUGGGACAUAUGGCAAAGAAUGUAAAAGCAGUUGCAGUAAUAAUUGUGUCGAUGUAUGUGAUAAGAAAACAGGAUUGUGUUCUGAUUGCAAAACUGGCUGGAAAGGAGACAAAUGCACGGACGUAUGUGAAAAUGGAACAUAUGGUGAUUCCUGUCUAUUCAACUGCAGCAAGAAUUGUGAAGGAAUUUGUAAUAAAAUGAACGGGACGUGUAAUCAGUGCCGUCAAGGCUGGUCAGGAGAUUUCUGUGACAAAGCGUUGAUUGAAGAUUUUCCACCAUUCACUGACGACACCUCUGCUACUUCCGGAAUAGUUGGUGCUUUGACAGCAGUUGUUAUUUUAGUGUUGUUGAUAGGUGUCGCAGUAUUCAUAUACAGAAGGAAACAAAAUACUGAAAGGAGAAACAACGAAUCAAAAACUGUUACCGAAUCUAUUCGAGAUAUUAAAGAUGACAGGGCAAAUGUAAAACUGGAUGAACCAAGCAACAGCGUGUCGUAUGUCAAUGCAUCGGAGCUGGUGCAUAAAAUGCGGGAAAUCAAUGCAGUAUCAAAUGAUAAAGGUAAUGGUAAAAGUACGUUUAUUGAAGAAAGGAAGGUAGAGGUAGAAUAUUGUAUCCCCAAAACUGCACAAGGAGUUCUUUUGUCAGAGUUUGAAACGUAUGUGAGAUCUGGACUAGCAAACACAGAGAUUUUCUUUCAACAGUUUCAGCAAAUACCAUACGGCAUGCAGUAUGCCUCUGAUGUUGCCACGAAGCCAAAGAACCAUUGCAAGAACAGAUAUAAAGCUAUGUAUGCAUAUGAUCAUUCUAGAGUGAUACUGCGAACACUUCCUGACCAGCCAGGCUCUGAUUAUAUCAAUGCAUCCAAAAUAAUGGGCAAUACUGGUAAGGUGUCAUACAUAGCAGCCCAAGGGCCAAUCUCGAGUACUCUCGGUGACUUUUGGAGGAUGAUAUGGGAGCAAACUGUUCGAACAAUUGUUAUGCUAACGAAUCUUACAGAAGAAGGGAAG